Molecule: messenger RNA, 537 nt
Organism: Blepharisma stoltei
Lineage: Eukaryota; Ciliophora; Heterotrichea; Heterotrichida; Blepharismidae
Source: the annotation of a GenBank genome assembly
AUGAAUUGCUGCUUGCCAACUGGACUAGGACCAAACCCAUCUCAAGAAGCCACCAAGCUAUUCAAAAUUCUCAAGCUUAUCAUCAUAAUUCAGAUCACUUUAGCUAUUUUUCAAUUCUUUGCAGACGUUUGGAAUGGGAUUAUGAUGCUUAUUGGAGCAUUAAUACUUUUUCUUGCAAUCAGAAAUUCUAAUUGAUGCUCAUGUGUGGUUUAUAUUGUAUUGACACUGAUGGACUUAUUUUCUAGCAUUAAUUUCUGUGGAGAAGUCUUAUUCACUAGCCAAUACUCAAUAACAGCAGAAUCUGGGUUUAUUUAUUUCUUUAUUUUAAUAAAGCUGCCUUUUUAUAUUGUCAGCUUAUAUUACACAUUUUUGUCAUAUAAAGAGCUCAAAGGUAAAUUUUAAAUAGCUUUAUUUUUAACCAGCCAAGGAGGAGGCCAAUCAUAUGAGCUGGAAUCAGGCUGAAAUUUCGCUCAAAAUUCCAAUAAUCAGAGAAACGAGCAACAAUUUUUUUCUGGACAAGGCUAUAGAUUAGGGUAA